CUGGGGACGUGGGGGAGACAUGGAGGAAGAAACGGGGGAUCCCCUGGCUGGAGCUGACCUACAGAGUUGGCCAUCAUGGCUGGAAAGUUGGAUAUCAGAGUAAUGUCUGACCUCUGGAAACAGACGCCGGGUCAGAAUCCACUAGGUAGGAGGGUCACCAGCUGCAAAGAGCCGGAGCCUGGGGGGACCUGGAGGGAUAGGUAUGGGGGGUCGAGGCCGGCCCCCUGAUGCUCGGUCCCCCCCUGGCAGACUCCCAGCCCUAAGCGCUCUGGCGCUCCUGCUGCUCUUCUGUGCACACGCUCACGCUCAGUGCAAGAUCCUGCGCUGCAACGCCGAGUACGUGGCGUCCACGCUGAGUCUCCGGGGCGCGGGCGCGGCGGGCGGAGCGGCGGGGCCAGGCGCGGGCGCCCUCUGCCGGGCGCUGCGCUCCUACGCGCUGUGCACGCGGCGCACGGCGCGCACCUGCCGCGGGGACCUGGCCUUCCACUCGGCCGUGCACGGCAUUGAAGAUCUCAUGAUACAGCAUAACUGCUCGCGCCAGGGCCCCACGGCGCCGCCGCCGCCACGUGGGCCCGCUCUGCCCGGCGCGGGCGCGCUCCGCCCCGUCGGCCCCGCGGCCCCCGACCCCUGCGACUACGAAGGCCAGUUUGCCCGGCUGCACGGCCGCGCCCCCGGCUUCCUGCACUGCGCCUCCUUCGGGGACCCGCACGUGCGCAGCUUCCACCACCACUUCCACACCUGCCGGGUCCAGGGCGCGUGGCCUCUGCUGGAUAACGACUUCCUUUCCGUGCAGGCCACGAGUUCCCCAGUGGCCAGGGGUGCCAACGCCACCACCACGCGGAAGCUCACCAUAAUAUUUAAGAACAUGCAGGAGUGCAUUGAUCAGAAGGUCUACCAGGCUGAGGUGGACAAUCUUCCAGUAGCCUUUGAGGACGGUUCUGUCAACGGUGGGAACCGACCCGGGGGUUCGAGUCUGUCCAUCCGCACGACUGCCCCCGGAGGCCACGUGGAGAUUCAGGCUGCCUACAUCGGCACCACCAUCGUCAUUCGGCAGACGGCCGGGCAGUUGUCCUUCUCCAUCAGAGUGGCUGAGGAUGUAGCCAGGGCCUUCUCUGCUGAGCAGGACCUGCAACUCUGUGUUGGCGGGUGUCCCCCGAGCCAGCAGCUCUCCCGCCUGGAGCGCCAGCGCCGCGGAGCCAUCAGCCCAGACGCUGCCAGGCAGCUGUGCAAAGAACGGCUCCCCGUGGAAGACGCUUACUUCCACUCCUGUGUCUUUGACGUUCUCAUCUCCGGGGACCCCAACUUUACUGUGGCAGCUCGGGCGGCUCUGGAAGAUGCGCGUGCUUUCCUGCCAGACUUGGACAAACUGCAUCUCUUCCCCUCCGAUGCUGGGUCUCCUCUGUGCUCAGCGGUCCUGGGAGGCCCGGCUCUCUCAGGGCUCUUGGUUCUGUGGCUUUUCACUCAGUGAGUGCAACAAUCCCAAGAUUGAUGCGAAAGUGACUUGGGGCUGGAGAGUGGCAGGGAAAGACACCCAGAAUCACCAAAGGAAAGAGGGAACUCUGGGAGGUGAAUGAAGCAGUGAUGGUCAGAGAAGGCUUCGGUCCAGGUGGGGCCAUUACGGUAAAGGAUUCUGGGCAAGGCGUCCACAUUCCAGGCCUCCCAAGGAACUUGUCACUGUUCCCCCAGUCCUGUUUAGACUAAGAGUUGUUCCAAUACAUCUGCUCCUGAGAUCACUCCUGCAGUAUUGAAGGCUAAUAAGCAUCCUAAUAUUCAGUAGGAAAGUAAAUAUUAGAAAAGUGAAGCAGAAAGAAUAGAAAGAGAAAUACAUAUGAUGUUGCCCACAAGAACUCAAGGCCUGGGGCUGAAGAAAUAGGGCAGUGGGCAGGUACUUGCCUUGCAUACGGCCAACACAGCACCCCAUAUGGUCCCCUGAACCCUGCUAGGAGUGAUCCCUGAGCACCAAUAGGCAUGGUUCCCAAACCAAAAAGAAAUAAAGAGAUAAGGACCUCAAAGUCUCACCAUAUUUUCCAUUUCUGCCAUGUGGGUGAGAUACUCUUGGUAGCUUGCUGGGCUUUCCGAGAGGGACGGAGGAAUCAAACCCAGGUCAAAUGUGUGGCAAGCUACCCAUGGCGUAUUCAGUAUGCCAAAAAGAGUAACAACAAGUCUCAUAAUGGAGACGUUACUGGUGCACGCUCAAACAAAUCGAUAAACAACAGAAUGACAGUGACAGUAAUUUUCCAUUUCAAGGUGUAAGAGGAGGAACCAGGAAAAAGCUUUCUGGGUUCAGACAUGAGGUAGGACCUUAGGUAAAGGGACCUCUGCCUUCAAGAGUCCAGAACCUUAACUCUUAACCACUACACUUUAUCCUCAAAGAAAUAAAGUCAUUAGGGGUCUGGGUUGUGAGGAUGGUAGGAGUACCAGCUGUUAACACAAAAGUUACUGCUUAGACACAGACAAGGACAAAGUUGACAGUCCCACCCAACUAAUCUAUUAUGUCCUCUGUUGCCUGUGUUCAAUUUUUGUGCAGGUGCUGAAAUGGAGAAAGGCAAUGCUCACUACGCUGAAUGAUGGUUCAGAUGUGUUUAUCAUUGUUCUGUUCCCAGGAGCUUUGAGGGAAAUGAAAUUAAUUCACACGAAUGUAUAAUGAGUGUGAAUUUACUAAUUUCCAAGAUACUGUGAGUUCAGAUAGGAAGAUGGUUGUCGAAAAUAAGAGAUACUAACUAAUGCAGGAGUGAUAGCAUAGUGGAGUGGGUAUUUGCCUUAUAUAAUAGAGCAAACCUGGGUUCAAUUCCUGGCACUACAUAUGGUUCCCUGAGCCCCACCAGGAGUGACUUCUGAGUACAGAGGCAGGUGUAUCCCAAACACACACACACACACACACACACACACACACACACACAAAGUGGGUUCAAUCUUCUAAAUACUUUCAUAAUAGUGAUUCAUUUCAUUCUCAUGGCUCUAACAAAGGGACUUUGUUUGGGGGGGUAAGGUGGGGAUAUUGGGCUGUACUAGCCACGAUCAGGGCUUAUUUCUGGCUGAGUUCAGGGGUCACUCCUGGCAGGGCUC
This is a messenger RNA of Sorex araneus (European shrew), 3066 nucleotides long. It is a transcript of the gene HJV, whose product is annotated as hemojuvelin BMP co-receptor. Bases 203 to 1468 code for a protein of 421 amino acids. Gene Ontology annotation, molecular function: coreceptor activity. Gene Ontology annotation, biological process: BMP signaling pathway. The transcript has 4 exons. Gene Ontology annotation, cellular component: plasma membrane. The record is from RefSeq and is a predicted model, not a curated record. NCBI's taxonomy places the organism in Eukaryota, Metazoa, Chordata, Mammalia, Eulipotyphla, Soricidae.